AGCGUCCCUCCCACUCCCGCCGUCGCCGGCUCCCGCGUCCGUUGACGGGCGGGUCCCCGACAAGCCGGCCCCUCGCGAGGCUGGGCCCCGGGACCGACAGACGGGCGGCGUCCGCUCCCUCGAGUCCUUGGUGCCCUAAAGCUGAGCGGGCAUGAGCCAUUUGCAGAACUUACUGUUAGAUGCACUCCUGGGAACCAAGCAUGUGGACAGUGCAGCCCUCAUCAACAUCCAGGAUCAGACCGUGUGUGUAGCAUCACCAGGAUUUAACGUAAUGCCUACUGAUGUCCGAACACUUGUGAAUGGAUAUGCCAAGAACCCUUUACAAGCCCGAAGAGAAGGAUUAUAUUUCAAGGAAAAGGAUUACAAAUGUGUCCGGGCAGAUGAAUCUUCUCUUUAUGCUAAGAAUGAAAACACUGGCGUGAUUGUUGUGAAAACCCAUCUGUAUCUUAUAGUGGCAACUUACAAUGAGUCCAUGUUUCCUAGUGUCUGUGUGGAAGCCACAGAGAAGCUAGAGACAGAGUCUCACUGUACCACCCUCAGGUAGAGUGCCAUGACGUCACACGGCUCACAGCAACCUCCAACUCUUGGGCUUACGCGAUUCUCUUGCCUCAGCUUCCCGAGCAGCAGGGACUACAGGCGCCCGCCACAACACCCGGCUAUUUUUUUGUUGCAGUUUGGCUGGAGCUGGGCUUGAACCCGCCACCCUCGGCAUAUGGGGCCGGCGCCCUACUCACUGAGCCAUAGGCAUCGCCAAGAGAAAUAUUUUAAUUUACGGGCUGGGCACAGUGGGUCAUACCUGUAAUCCUAGCACUCUGGGAGGCCAAGGUGGGUGGAUUCACUGAGCUAAUGGUUAGAGAUUAGCAUGAGCAAGUGUGAGACACCAUCUCUCAAAAAUGGCCAGGUGUGGGGGGCACCUGUAGUCCUAGCCACUUGGGAGGCUGAGACAAGAGAAUCACUUGUGCCCAAGAGUUUGAGGUUGCUGUGAGCUAUGACAACACAGCACUCUACCGAGGGUGACAAAAUAAGACUCUGUCUCAAAAAAAAAAAAAAAGAAAAGAAAUAUUUUAAUUUACUUAUUAAUCCCUUCAGUGACCCACUGGUCAUUCAGGAGCACAUCAUUUCAUUUCCAUGUGUUUGUAUAGUUUCCAAUGUUCCUCUUGUUCAAGCGUCCUCAAAUUUUUUAAACAGCGGGCCAAUUCACUGUCCCUCAGACCAUUGGAGGGCCGGACUAUAGUUUUAAAAAAAAAACUAUGAACAAAUUCCUAUGCACACUGCACAUAUCUUAUUUUGAAGUAAAAAAACAAAACGUGAACAAAUAUAAUCACACUGCCUCAUGUGUCCCAUGGGCCGCAGUUUGAGGACCCCUGUGUCUUGUUAUUGAUUUUUUAG
Nycticebus coucang (slow loris) is the source of this 1389-nucleotide messenger RNA. It is a transcript of the gene PFN4, whose product is annotated as profilin family member 4. The transcript is spliced from 5 exons. The coding region runs from base 152 to 544 and encodes 130 amino acids. Gene Ontology annotation, molecular function: actin monomer binding. Gene Ontology annotation, cellular component: cell cortex. Lineage: Eukaryota; Metazoa; Chordata; Mammalia; Primates; Lorisidae. The record is from RefSeq and is a predicted model, not a curated record.